AGUGUCAAACUGGGCAGAGCGGAGUAGUUUUGCCAGGAUUGCCUAAGUUCACAUGGUGGUGCCAUUUCCUAUUUAAACAGGCUUCCUUAAAAAUAUCCCGCAGUUGUGGUACUGUUAGUUUGACUUGGUACACAAAUCUGCUUUUUUAAUUUUAAGCUGCUGUUUGUGUGUGAUGCUGGCAGUUUCUGAGUGGAAUAUGAUCAGUGAUGAUGUUUGUAAUAAUUUCCAGACCCCAGCUGAAGAGGCUUUAAUUAAUUGAUUGUUGAUUGUAUUCACCUUGACAACAAGACUUCUUGCCAUGGACCCUUACGUGCUGAUUGGUGCUUGGUUGAACGUGUUGUGCCUGUUAAUUGUGCUGUGUACCCAUGAGUGUGACUAGCUGAGUGAUUCAUCCUCUUCCGUACUUCCGAGUGUUUGGGCACUGCCUCAUCUUUUCUGUUGACAAUUUGCCUGACACACCAAAAACGUUCAAACUGCAAUGGCAGGACCGAGGCCAGUGGUGUUGAGUGGACCGUCAGGGGCUGGGAAAAGCACACUGCUUAAGAAGCUCCUCAACGAGUUUGAUGGAGUCUUUGGCUUCAGCGUUUCCCAUACAACAAGGAAUCCCCGCCCAGGAGAAGUGAAUGGCAAAGAUUACCAUUAUGUGACCAGGGAAGUGAUGCAGGCAAGCAUUGACAAUGGAGAAUUCAUCGAGAAUGCUGAAUUUUCUGGGAACAUGUACGGAACAAGCAAAGCUGCCGUGCAGGCUGUGCAGGCAAAGAACCUGAUUUGCAUACUGGACAUUGACAUGCAGGGAGUGAAAAACAUAAAGAGAACAGAUCUGAACCCAAUCUAUAUCUCCAUCCAGCCCCCAUCAAUGCAGGAGCUGGAGAAACGUUUAAGGGAUCGAAAAACGGAAUCGGAGGAAAGUCUACAAAAGCGUUUGAAAGCAGCAUUUGUUGAUAUGGAGCUGAGUAAAGAAGAUGGACUAUUUGAUGUUGUCAUUGUAAACAAUGAUCUUAAUGAAGCAUAUGGGAAUUUGAAAGACACUCUUCUUGAGGAAAUUGAAAAAGUAAAAAAUACGUCCAAGGCCUAAGAUACCACACAAGCCUCCAUACUCCUCACCUCUCCACUCCAGGCUACAGCUACAGGGCUUCUCACAUAAACAUUCCGGCACUAGACUUCCAAUCCCAGCCAGACUCUCUGGGCAGAAUGCUCUGAAUGAAAAGCAAGUUUGAAAUCAUGUACAGUGAUAGUAUGAUGGUCAAUAAUCCCAUAUAAUGAUUUGUUUCUUUCCUGAACUAGUAUAGCCUCUAACCCCUGAUAAACCUAUCUUUGUGGUGUCUAUGCAGGGGCUGGUGUUCAUUUAUGCAGUUUUGGAAUAUUUGGGCUGUAAGUGUUGGCGUAGUUUACACAUUCCAGGUAUGCCUAGCAUUUCUGUCUCUCAUUUAUCCCAGUAGGUGUCACAGAUGAUUUGUGGCUCUCCGUUUACCUGUCAGAAUGCAUUAGCACUAGCAAGAGUGUGAGGGAGGUGUUGACACACAAACAGCCAUGUUUAAGUGUAAAUAUUGUUAAGACUUAGUGCUUCUUUAAUUCCAUUGUCAUCUUUUCUUUUGAUACCACCAUGAUUUUAUUUGUUAUCUAUUAUUUGCCUUUUAGUGUUUUCAACAAAACUAGAUUCCUCAUUAAUGCAACAAUCUGUUUUCAUUAUCAUUAUAAUCAAUGCAAUACUUUCCUUAAAAGAAAACAACCAUUUCUGACUCUGAUUGCUGCGGCCUGAUGUUGUUUCUUUAAUGGAUCAGUGUGCUGCCCUUUUGUCCAGCAUUUUGUCUGAGGACGGUCAUCGGUCCCAAGUUGAUUGUUGAUUGCUGUACUGUAAAAAAUCCUGGUGUUUACCACUUGUCAGUAAUGGGACAUCAACAAAGCGUGCAUUUCAGUUGCAUGCCUACGGCAGCUACAGUAUGAAACACAACCAGAAGUCAUGCUAUUCCACACCAAGAAGCCGACUUCCUUCACUUUCAGCAAUCAGGUUAUGGAUCCUGGCUGUGCUCUGCUGCUCAUGAACCCAUGCAAGCCUGUUGAUAUGAAGCUUGUCUAUUACUAGACACAGAUGUCCUGCCAAGUGUCAUGGACUUCUUAGUCUUCAGAGAAGACCCAACACCACAUGGAAAGAGAGAUCUGAAUGGUAAACACAUGACCAACAUGCUGUUUUUAAAAGGAUGUAAAAUGUGUGUGGCUAUUUAUUGGGAAAGCCGUUAUAAUAAUUGGGUUGUGUAAGGAUAUUGGAAAUGGUCUACGUUUAUGAGCGGAAGAUGUUUUUUCUUGUUUGCUUUCUCCUAAAUCUUAAUAAUGAUCAGGUCUCCCAGGUAUUUCCACAGUUCAAAGUCUACCUGUUCCAACAAUUGCUUAACUUAAAUAUUUAUGGAUGUGAUUUUCAGUUGUUUUUGGUUUUGUUUAUUUAUUGGACCUGAGGUUGUAUUUUGUCAUCAAAAUGAAUUGUGGUGUCAUUAUGUAAUGUGAUGCACCUUGUAAAGAAAGUGUAUACAUUAAUCAUGCAUCAUAGGCAGUUGAUUCAGGAAUGUAGUAAGAACAUUUAAUGUUAUCAGAAAGGAGAAUUCAAAUGGAUAAAAACUUAGCACAUUUGGAAUCCACAAUACUUGAAAAGUGGUUCAACAAAAUUCCACAAAGUUGUUUUUUUUUUUAUUAUUAUUAUUGUUGUAGCCAUUGUCCUAACACUUUUUAUACCUUUAGCUGUUUUUUUUUUUUUACGAAAUGUUUGCUAUUAAGAGCUUUAGUGAUAUGGAGUGCAUUAGUAACUAAUAUUUAGAAUGAAUUAACCUAGUAUUCAUCGCUUGAGGCCAGAACAUGCCUUUUAUAACAGUGCUUUCACAGGGUCAAAUGCAUUCCUCUUUACACACUUAAGUCCUGUAUUGUUUCUUGUGUAUAAAAGCCAUGCUGGCCACUGACACUUUGACAUUGUAAAGGCCUCUAGUAGAAUGGAAUUUCAGUCAUACAAAAGUCUCUAUAACAGGAUGAAAACUAACUCAACUACCCCCUCUGUCUACAUAUGUCUUAGUUGUGUUUGUUAUUAUUUACAUUCACUGUACAAUUCCAAUUAAAGUCCAAGUUCUGAAAA
Alosa alosa (allis shad) is the source of this 3115-nucleotide messenger RNA. It is a transcript of the gene guk1a, whose product is annotated as guanylate kinase 1a. Bases 479 to 1075 code for a protein of 198 amino acids. Lineage: Eukaryota; Metazoa; Chordata; Actinopteri; Clupeiformes; Clupeidae. The record is from RefSeq and is a predicted model, not a curated record. Gene Ontology annotation, biological process: purine nucleotide metabolic process. Gene Ontology annotation, molecular function: GMP kinase activity. The transcript is spliced from 8 exons. Gene Ontology annotation, cellular component: cytosol.